Molecule: messenger RNA, 1381 nt
Organism: Ochotona curzoniae (black-lipped pika)
Lineage: Eukaryota; Metazoa; Chordata; Mammalia; Lagomorpha; Ochotonidae
Product: testis-specific Y-encoded protein 3-like
Exons: 7
Biological process (GO): nucleosome assembly
Cellular component (GO): chromatin; nucleus
Molecular function (GO): histone binding; chromatin binding
Source: RefSeq, a predicted model, not a curated record
AUGGCGGGAAGGGCAGGGGCGGGGCACGUCGCGAACUCUGUUCAUGGUGCGCGCUGCGUGGUGGUGGAGAGCACGGGGCAGCAGGGACAGCCCAGGAGCAAGGGGUUGAUGGCAAGUGGUGAGCAGUCGGGGCACUGCGGGGCUGCCAUGAGAGCACAUGGCCUGGUGGGUGUGAGCAGCAGAGCCGAGGCUGGGCAGGUCCCUGAGCCUCCGCUGGGGAGGCAGCCAGGGGCCCUUCUGUCGGGGGUGGCUGUGGUGGCUUCAUCUGCAGCUGUGGCAGCCUCCCUGGGCCAUGCCAGCGCUGUGAUGGAGCCCAGGCAGGAGCAGCAACAGCACUUGGAGCCCUGCGAAGAUAGAGCCCGCAGUGCCAGCGUGGAGGAGGUUCUCCUGGAGCGGGAGGAUGUAGCAGCCGAGGUGGAGCUGGAGUCCAUUGGCUAUGAGCAGAAGGAGGAAGUGUCAGAAGAAGACUUUGCAGCAGAGGAGCUGAGGCGGGAGGAGGCGCGCUGGGGCUCCAGGCCCGCCUGGGAGCAGCUGCAGCUCCUGCAGCUGGAGCUGAGCUUGGUGAAUAGCCGCGGUAGGAGGGCCUGUGCGUUGCUCAGGAGGCAGGUGCAGCAGAAUGACGAGACUCACCAGCGCCGCCGCAGAGCCAUCCUGCAGGACAUCCCAGGAUUCUGGCCACAGGUGGUGCAGGAAUUCAGCUUCCCCAAAGAACACUGCCGUAUAGAAUUGUCCUUCAGGAGGAACCCCUACUUCAAGAAUGAAGUGCUGGUUAAAGUGUAUGACCAGACGGGCAUGGGAUACAGGGCUUCUCAAUCUACGGCUAUCCGGUGGCUGAGGGAGCAUGAAGCAGAACGUGGCGGCUGCAGGACGCACCUGCGUGGGCACUGUUUCUCUGACUGGUUGUUGGGACGCAGUGUUCCAGGUUCCAGCAAGUUUGCCAGGUUUGUGAACCAUUCCCCGAUAUCUCCCAUCAUCUGUGAUAAGGACGAAGACAUCCUUAGCUACAUGACCAACCUACAGGUGGUCAAACUCAAGCAUCCCAGGAAUCGCUUCAAGAUCAGGUUGUUCUUCCGCAGCAAUCCUUACUUCUCUAACACAGUGAUUGUUAAGGAAUAUCGAGCUAACAUCAAUGGCUAUAGAGCAUAUCGUUCCUCUCCAAUUAAGUGGCUUCAGGGUUAUAUGGGUGAAGCUCCAAGGUGCAUGGCAUAUAACAACAGUGUCAGCAUGUUCAACUGGCUUGUGGACCACAACUGUCUAGACCGCAGCAGGAUUGCUGAGAUAAUCUGCAAGGAUAUUUGGCUCAAACCCCUGCCAUAUUACCUUGGGACUGAGGCAGCUGAAGAUGGAAAGGAGAAAGGUGAUGAGCAGCCCGUGUCCUUGG